GCGGUGAGGCGGCAGCCGCCGUAGCACGCUCCGCCUCACCCCCCUUCACCGCACGGUUCUGAGCUGGCGCUGACCCGCCGAGGGGAACAGCGGAGCGCGCGGGUGUGUCUCGUGUGUGUGUGCAUCCCCCGUCCAGCAGGAGCCGUGGUUCGGCCCGGAAGGGGCGGGCGGCGCCCAGCGCGCGGCUCCCGCGGCGGAGGUGGCGGACAAUAGCGACGAGCGGAGUUGGGCACUAUGAACGAGGAGCAGUUUGUGAGCAUCGACCUGGACGAUGACAACGUCUGCAGCGUCUGCAAGCUGGGCACCGAGAAGGAAACGCUCUCCUUCUGCCACGUUUGUUUCGAGCUGAAUAUCGAAGGAGUACCAAAGUCAGAUCUUCUGCAUACAAGAUCUUUAAGGGGGCACAGAGACUGCUUUGAAAAAUUCCACUUAAUAGCAAAUCAGGACUGUCCACGAUCAAAGCUCUCUAAAAGUCCAUAUGCAGAAGUAAAAAAUAUCUUGAGUAGAAAAAUUAACUGGAUCAUACAGUAUGCACAAAACAAGGAGUUAGACUCUGAUCCUGAAAACUCAAAACCAUCCCAACACCAGCUUUUUAACUUCAGACAUCAGACGGACAGAAAAUUACUCCCUCAGUGUGACUCUCCAGUACCUAGAUACUCUGCAAAGUGGAUAGAUGGGAAUUCUGGAAGCAUCUCGAGCUGUUCAGAAACUCUUUUGGAACAAAGAGAAUCUGCUGAUUUCAGACUUGGUGUGUUACAAGAAACAGGUGCUACCUUCUGCUGCAGCAGUGUUUUGUGGUCUGAUCGCAACCAAGCCCAGAAAGCUGAAAAAGCUGAAGGUGAUUCACUUAACAGUCUUCGUAGAAGGCAACAUCAAUACAGCAGGGAAGAACUGACUGUAAUGACUCCUGGAGAGUUAAAGCAACUUAAUGAAAAACUGUUGAAGCAAAUCCAGGAUGUGUUUGAAGAGCUAACUCAACAAGUCCAAGAAAAGGACUCUUUGGCUUCAGAGCUCAACGUCCGUCAUAUUGCUAUUGAGCAGCUGCUGAAGAACUACUCCAAACUGCCAUGUCUACAGAUGGGACGAACAGGGAUGAGAUCAAAUGUCCCCAUAUAAUGGGGAUACAGCAUCUAUUCCCCAUAGAGCUAAUUUUCCCAAACAGCUUUGAUAAACAUUCAGUACAGCUGCAGAGAUAGUUAGAAGCUUUUGAGGGGUCUUGGGCAGCUUUCUCUUUGCAUUAAUAAUCCCUAAGAAGUCUUACUGUACUUCAGUUUUAACAAAAAAGGCAAAUAUUUUAGGUAUUCAUAUCUACUGUAAUAAAGUUUAUUCAUACUUGAGGGAAUAUCUUUUUUUUUUGCCCGUAACUAGCCAUGAGCCAUGAAAUUAAAUCUGUGGUUUAUUGAUAAUAAUUUUUUUUUCUAGCAAAGAAUGACCUGAACCCUGUUACCUGCCUCCUUCAUACAAAGGAAAAUUAAGAAUUGUGAGUUUUGAUCAGAUCUGAUCAUGUUACAUGCGAGAGAGCUUUAAGGGGAGAACAGUAUUAAUGAAACUCAUGUUUUCAUAUUUAUUAUAAGCAAUAUUUUAUUAUUGAAAUUUUAUACUAAAUGAAUAUCACUAUUUUAGGUACUUUUCCAGAUCUCUUUAUAAAAUGUCUGAAAUACUCUGUGUAAUGUUUAUGCCUUGUGUAUGACUGUUUAUCCUUUUUCAGGUCUGUAUCUUUCAUGAUACAAUUCAGAAGAAAAGUUUCCCAAAGAGAUGAAUUUCACAUGUUAAAUAAAAAAACAUGGUGGUGCAUCACUUAUUUUUGUCAGCUUUAUAACUAAAGAAUUUGGUUCAUCAGAGAUGUAUAAAAAAAAAAAGCACAGCACUUCUAAAUUCAAAAAAAAUCCAUACUUUGGUUUUAAUGCAUAAAAGUUGUUUUAUAUGUGUGAAAUUUUCAAUGCUGAAAAAUUACUUUGAAGCUAAAUAAAUUUGUAAUACUA
Cuculus canorus (common cuckoo) is the source of this 1982-nucleotide messenger RNA. It is a transcript of the gene C1H21orf91, whose product is annotated as chromosome 1 C21orf91 homolog. Lineage: Eukaryota; Metazoa; Chordata; Aves; Cuculiformes; Cuculidae. The coding region runs from base 235 to 1116 and encodes 293 amino acids. The record is from RefSeq and is a predicted model, not a curated record. The transcript is spliced from 5 exons.